Messenger RNA from Brassica napus (rape), 1486 nucleotides. Its product is annotated as agamous-like MADS-box protein AGL66. The record is from RefSeq and is a predicted model, not a curated record. The transcript has 10 exons. NCBI's taxonomy places the organism in Eukaryota, Viridiplantae, Streptophyta, Magnoliopsida, Brassicales, Brassicaceae. Gene Ontology annotation, molecular function: RNA polymerase II cis-regulatory region sequence-specific DNA binding; DNA-binding transcription factor activity, RNA polymerase II-specific; protein dimerization activity. Bases 302 to 1291 code for a protein of 329 amino acids. Gene Ontology annotation, biological process: positive regulation of transcription by RNA polymerase II.
CAAUGCACCUUUGGUUAUUAAUAUAUAUUUCGAUUUAUACUUUUCCAUGGUAAAAUAUAAAAGUGUUCUUAAAUCAUUCAAAGAACAAAGCCCUUCAAUAUCUCCCAUACAUUUCUAAACAAAUCUCUUUCUUAUACCUAACCUCUCCUUCUUUCAUGCUUCUCUCUUUUCUCUCGUCCAUACAUUUUCAAUACAUAUACGCGAGUUUGCUUCCAAUAAUCAUAUUUUCGCAUUCCCCCCACACAAACAUAAAAGAACCGUUUGAAUUUUGUUGUUGUUGCAUUGAUCGGAAUAGAGAGACAUGGGUCGGGUGAAACUAGAGAUAAAGCGAAUAGAGAACAACACGAAUCGCCAAGUUACGUUCUCUAAACGACGAAAUGGUUUGAUAAAGAAAGCUUAUGAAUUGUCUAUUCUUUGCGACAUUGAUAUUGCUCUCCUCAUGUUUUCUCCUUCUGAUCGUCUUAGCCUCUUUUCCGGCAAAACAAGGGUUGAAGAUGUUUUCACAAGAUUUAUCAAUCUUCCUGACCAAGAACGAGAGAAUGCUCUAACAUUUACCGAUCAGAGCCGUCGCCCAGAUUUCCAAAGCAAAGAGUAUCUACUGCGGACUUUGCAGCAACUCAAGACCGAGAAUGACAUUGCUCUUCAACUCACCAACCCUUCGGCUAUCAACUCGGACGUCCAGGAGCUUGAGCAAGAAGUUUAUAGACUACAACAACAACUGCAUAUGGCAGAGGAAGAACUAAGGAAGUACGAACCAGAUCCAAGCAGGUUUACAACAAUGGAGGAGUACGAAGCCUCUGAGAAGCAGCUCAUUGAGACCUUAACACAUGUGACUCAACGACGGGAACAUAUAUUGAGUGACCAGUUAUCUUCAUACGAAACAUCAGCUAUGCAACACCAAAACAUGGGUGGACCUUUUGUAAAUGACGUCGCUGGAGGCUGGCUGGCUGAAAAUGGGCCUAUUCAAACCCAAUUAUUCGACGCAUCAGCCAAUUCAGCUAUUUAUGAAACGUUGUUGCAAGGAAGUAGUUCAAGCUCGAACCAAAACAACAACAUGAGUGAAUGUAACGUGACCAAUCAUAAUGGUGACAUGUUCCAAGAAUGGGCCCAAGCUUAUACUUCUACUACGGGCCUCAAUCCGUCGGCCUUGUUUCCCCCUAUGCAGCAUCAGCAUGGAGUGGUGAAUCCCAAUAUAAAGGAAAGUGAUAUACCGGUUAUAACGAGGGAGGCACCAGCAGACCACGAAGUCUCCGACUAUGAUAUCAGAAUGCCGCAGCUCAGUAGCCAAUAAUCUCCAAGAGAUUUCAAUUUACCAAUAAAUUAUUUACGUAUUUAUACGAUUAUAUAUAUAAUAAGAUUAUACUUUGCUUUGCCCUGGAGGCCAUGACUGAAAACUUAUUUUUUUUCGUAAAUGCUGAAACUUGUUUUCUCUCAUUUGUAUAUAAAUAUUUCAUGAAAAAAACAGUUUUUUGUGCGACUCAUGAAA